This is a messenger RNA of Phodopus roborovskii (desert hamster), 9569 nucleotides long. RefSeq names its product remodeling and spacing factor 1 (gene Rsf1). The coding region runs from base 26 to 4318 and encodes 1430 amino acids. The record is from RefSeq and is a predicted model, not a curated record. The transcript is spliced from 16 exons. Gene Ontology annotation, biological process: regulation of DNA-templated transcription. Gene Ontology annotation, cellular component: RSF complex. Lineage: Eukaryota; Metazoa; Chordata; Mammalia; Rodentia; Cricetidae.
CCCCUCCUCCAUCCUCCAGUUCAAAAUGGCGACGGCGGCGGCGGCGGCGGUGGCGGCGGCGGCAGCGGCGAUGGCUCCUCCGGGCUGCCCGGGUUCGUGCCCCAACUUCGCCGUAGUCUGCUCUUUCUUGGAACGCUACGGGCCGCUGCUGGAUCUGCCCGAGUUGCCGUUCCCAGAGCUGGAGCGGGUGCUGCAGGCGCCGCCGCCGGACAUCGGCAACGGAGAAGUACCAAAAGAAUUGGUGGAGCUCCAUCUGAAGCUGAUGAGGAAGAUUGGCAAAUCUGUUACAGCAGACCGAUGGGAAAAAUACUUGAUCAAGAUAUGCCAAGAGUUUAACAGUACCUGGGCAUGGGAGAUGGAGAAGAAAGGCUAUCUUGAAAUGAGUGUAGAGUGCAAACUAGCACUCUUAAAGUAUCUCUGUGAGUGUCAGUUUGAUGACAAUCUUAAAUUCAAGAAUAUAAUUAAUGAGGAGGAUGCUGAUACUAUGCGUCUCCAACCAAUUGGGCGAGACAAAGAUGGCCUCAUGUACUGGUACCAGUUGGAUCAAGACCACAAUGUCAGAAUGUACAUAGAAGAACAAGAUGAUCAGGAUGGAUCUUCUUGGAAAUGCAUUGUCAGAAAUCGAAACGAGUUGGCUGAGACUCUUGCCCUCCUGAAAGCACAGAUUGACCCUGUACUAUUGAAAAACUCUAGCCAACAGGAAGACUCCACCCGGGAGAGCCCCACUCUAGAGGAUGAGCAGACUAAGAAAGAGGAAGACACACCUAAACAAGAGGAAUCGAAGGAAAAUGAAAAGACAAAAGGUGAUGAGCAGCCAGUCGAUCCCAUGAAACGUUCUGUGGCCAAUAUUCUGGAAGAGACAGCUGUGAAAACUGAAAAAGAAGAUGAAAAGGAGCUCAUGAAACUGCCUGUCAUUGUAAAGCUCGAAAAACCUUUGCCAGAAAGUGAGGAAAAGAAAAUUAUCAGAGAGGAAAGUGACUCCUUCAAGGAAAACGUCAAACCCGUUAAAGUAGAAGCCAAGGAGUGCAGAAUGGACUCCAAAGAUCUCAAAGGCAGCUCAGAGAGGCUGGGUGCACAGGAGUCUGAGCGAGUAGAAUUUGGUGGCAACAUCACAGAGAAGUCUUCUGAGGAAACAGAGAAGCUUAAAAAUGACCAGCAAGCCAAGAUACCACUAAAAAAACGUGAAAUUAAGCUGAGUGAUGAUUUUGACAGACCUUUGUGUAAGUCAGCUACUCCAACAAAAGAGUUUUUGAAAGAUGAAAUAAAACAAGAAGAAGAGACAUGUAAACGGGUCUCCACCAUCAGCACUUUGAGUCAUGAAGGGAAACAGCUAGUGAAUGGAGAAAUUAGCGAUGACAAGGCACCUCCACAUUUUAAGGUGGAGCCAAUGGAAACACAGCUUUGUGAUGCAAAGGACAAUGGCUCUCCCACCCCCUGUAAGGAUGGAAAUACAGUCACAGAGGGAAAUGGCGCAGAGUGCUUAAACUCUGUCAUAGCAGGUACAAAGAUAAAUGAGCCUGAGAGGGAAGUCUCUCUUGAGAAGGAUAUGGACAGCUCUGCAUCUGCCUUGGAGAACCACUGUCAGAAAGGAGCAUUAGAGGAGUCUGGGCUUCCAAAUGUGGAGAUGUCUCUUGAGCCUUCAGAGACAACAGCAGAUCUCUCUUUAAAACCUGCUGUUUCUGCCACUGAACCCUGCACUGCAAAAGUCAAAGAGAAGGCACCCACAAGUAAGGAGGAGAACCAAGAACUAGGCAUAGAAUGCCUGGAAAAGAUGGAGAAUGCAAAAAAGACUGCUGUUGACAAGGAAAGAUUGAGUCCAAUACCUGAAGAAGUUGUAAGGAGUCCUCUAGAAUCAGAAAAGCCAGGUCCUUGUGAAGUGGCUGAAACUUCCCUCCCACCCGAGAUGACUGGCCCCACAGAGAAACUGGCCUCAGAGAAAAAAGGUAUAGAAUGUCUACAUAGAAUUUCAAGUGAAGGUCAGUCUGUUGAAAAUGCAAAUUCAGAAAUUCUAAAAGAGGAUUCUGUGUCCAUGAAGGUGGACAUGGCCAGUGUGGAUAAUGCCCAGGCCUCUGGCAUGGAGGAUCCUUCUGAGACAAAGGGCUCUGUGCAAAAGAACAAAUUCAGAUAUAAGUUAAUUACUGAAGGGGACAGCACUGCUUCAGAAAGCACAGAGAUCACCUCUGAAAGGCAGAAGGAAGGCAUCAAGUUAACAAUUCGAAUAUCUAGUCGGAAGAAGAAGCCAGACUGUCCCCCACAAAUUGUAGACUCUGAAAACAAAGAAGAAGAGAAAGUAAGCGUGGGACGCACUUUAAGAAGGUCUCCAAGAAUAUCUAGACCCACGGCGAAAGUAGCUGAGAUCAGAGACCAAAAAGCUGAUAAAAAAAGAGGAGAAGGAGAAGAUGGCGUGGAAGAAGUGCCUGCAGCCUUGCAAAGAGCAGACAAGAAGGAGCACUUGAAAAAAACAGAGAAGGAUACAAAUUCUAAAGUGAGCAAGGUAAAACCCAAAGGCAAAGCUCGAUGGACCGGUUCUAGGACUCGUGGCAGGUGGAAAUACUCCAGCAAUGAUGAGAGCGAAGGGUCUGAAAGUGGGAAGUCCUCCGCAGCCUCAGAAGAGGAAGGGGGAAAAGAAAGUGAAGAAGCCGUCCUUCCAGACGAUGAUGAGCCAUGCAAAAAAUGUGGCCUUCCAAACCAUCCAGAACUAAUUCUUCUGUGCGAUUCUUGUGACAGUGGGUACCAUACAGCCUGUCUUCGCCCUCCUUUGAUGAUCAUCCCUGAUGGAGAAUGGUUCUGCCCUCCUUGCCAACAUAAACUACUGUGUGAAAAAUUAGAAGAACAGUUACAAGAUCUGGAUGUUGCCUUAAAGAAGAAAGAGCGUGCAGAGCGAAGGAAAGAACGCUUGGUUUAUGUUGGUAUCAGUAUUGAAAACAUCAUUCCUCCACAAGAGCCAGAUUUUUCUGAAGAUCAAGAAGAAAAGAAAAAGGAUACAAAGAAAUCCAAAGCAAAUUUACUUGAAAGGAGAUCAACAAGAACAAGGAAAUGCAUAAGUUACAGAUUUGAUGAGUUUGAUGAAGCAAUUGACGAAGCUAUAGAAGAUGAUAUCAAGGAGGCUGAUGGAGGAGGAGUUGGCCGAGGGAAAGAUAUAUCCACCAUCACAGGUCACCGUGGAAAAGACAUCUCUACUAUUUUGGAUGAAGAACGAAAGGAAAAUAAAAGGCCUCAGAGGGCAGCUGCUGCUCGCAGGAAGAAACGCCGGCGACUUAAUGAUCUUGAUAGUGAUAGCAACUUAGAUGAGGAAGAGAGUGAGGAUGAAUUCAAGAUCAGUGAUGGAUCUCAAGAUGAGUUUGUUGUGUCUGAUGAAAACCCAGAUGAAAGUGAAGAAGAUCCACCAUCUAAUGAGGACAGUGACACGGACUUCUGUAGCCGAAGACUCAGGCGGCAUCCUUCUAGGCCAAUGAGACAAAGCAGGCGUUUGCGGAGAAAGACCCCAAAGAAAAAGUACUCUGAUGAUGAUGAAGAGGAAGAAGAAGAAGAAGAAUCCGAGGAGAAUAGUAGAGACUCAGAAAGCGACUUUAGUGAUGACUUUAGUGAUGAUUUUGUAGAAACCCGUCGACGGCGAUCAAGAAGGAACCAGAAAAGACAAAUUAACUACAAAGAAGAUUCAGAAAGUGAUGGUUCCCAGAAGAGUAUACGACGUGGUAAAGAAAUCAGGCGAGUUCAUAAGCGGAGACUCUCCAGCUCAGAGAGUGAAGAGAGCUAUAUGUCCAAGAACUCUGAAGAUGAUGGGCUAACAAAAGCAUCUAAGCGGUCUGUUCGAAAACGGGGCCGAAGCACAGAUGAGUAUUCAGAAGCAGAUGAGGACGAUGAAGAGGAAGGCAAACCAUCCCGGAAGCGGCUACACCGUAUUGAGACAGAUGAGGAGAGCUGUGACAAUGCUCGUGGAGAUGCAGAGCAGCCUGCCCAUGACAACCAGUCCAGGGUCCUGCCCUCAGAGCAGGAGAGCAGCAAGAAGCCCUAUCGGAUAGAGAGUGAUGAAGAAGAGGACUUUGAAAAUGUGGGCAAAGUAGGCAGCCCGUUGGACUACAGCUUAGUGGACUUGCCUUCCACCAAUGGACAGAGCCCUGGCAAAGCCAUUGAGAACUUGAUGGGCAAGCCAACUGAAAAGUCCCAGACCCCCAAGGACAACAGCACAGCCAGUGCAAGUCUAGCCCCCAAUGGGACAAGUGGUGGACAGGAGGUGGGGGCACCAGAAGAGGAUGAAGAUGAGCUUUUGCGAGUGACUGACCUUGUUGAUUAUGUCUGUAACAGUGAACAGUUAUAAGACUUCUUUCCAUUUUGUGCUAAUUUAUUCCACGGUAGCUCUCACACCAGCGGGCCAGUUAGUAAAAGCUGUUUAAUUUUUCCUAGGAAACUCCACUACAGAACGACUUUUUAGAAGAAAAAUUUCAACAAAUCCCGAAGUCUUUCUGUGAAGUGACCAGUUUUGAACUUUGAAGAUUAAUAAUUGCUGUAAAUUCCUUUUGAUUUUCUUUUUCCAAGUUCAUGGUCCUUGGUAAUUUCAUCCAUGGGGGAAAAAUCUUAUUAUAAUAACAACAAAGAUUUGUAUAUUUUUGACUUUAUAUUUCCUGAGCUCUCCUGACUUUGUGAAAAGGGUGGAUACGAAUGCAUUCCAAAUCUGUGAGGGCCCAAAACAGAAUUUAGGGUGGGAGAAAGCACUUGUGCUUUAGCUUUUCAUAUUAAAUAUAUAUUAUAUUUAACUUUCAUGGCAUAGAUGAUGAUUAACAAACUGUUUAAAAGUUCAAGUCUGUACUGUUGCAGUUUGAGAAUUGUAGAUACAACAUCAUACAUAUGUCACUUAGUAAUAGCCUUCGUGAAAUCAGUUUGUUUACUAUUGGAGUUACCACACUUUAAAUAAAGAAGAGACCAUGGAAGUACCAUCAUAAAAACACUUUUACCUAAGUUUCUGUUAUAGCAGAGUUUCUUAUUUGAACACACACACACACACAUACUCACACACACACACACACACACACACACACACACACACUCAUCUGAAAAGCAUUUGUAUAGUAAAUUGUAUAGUGAAGCUUUGACAGCCAGAUUGUGCUAUCAAGAGGUCUUAGUAUUAUGCUGUGAUAAUAAUAUAUAUGAUGGCCUCUACUACACUGUGUCAGGUGGGGAGUCAGUGAAAUGAAUGUGGGCUUUCCUAAAAUGCAGGUACACUAUAAACUUUGCCAGCAGUGAAACUCUUCUGGCCAUGUGGUGUUAACUGAGAUGUCAUUUUGAAUAUAAUACAUCUAAAUAUAACAUAUGGAGAUGCUAAGCUGACAAUGGUAUUUUAGCACAUUUGAAGACUGAGAAGGGAUUUUUCAGGUGAACUUUAACUGGUCUGUUCUUGCCCUUAGUAUCUACUUCAAAUUGAAGUCUACAAACAAAGCAGUUCCUUUGGGAGGUUUUUAGUUUUGAGUUUAAGAGUGUGUGAGAGUGUGUGUGUGUGUGUGUUGGAAUUUUUUAUCUGCCUGAAUAUAUUAGCAGGGUUUGAAUGUAGUCUGGCCUUUGGCCAUUAUAUACUUGUAUUAAAAUCCAUUCAUAGUCACACAACCAACAGAACUGAGUGAGAACCGCUGAUAUACAUAAUAGGCAUACCUUCCAUUUUAAACAUCUCAACACUCUAUAAGGACUCGCCCUUUGCUUCAAGAAUAGGCGGUUUCUAAUUAAAUAAUGUAACGUAGCUGACACUAACAUAUGAACUUUAUCUUAGUUUCUGUUACAGUUGUGAAGUUUCAGGCACAGCCCUAACCCUGUAGAGCUGUAGCAUUUGUGGUUUCCUGCCUGGCACAUCCUGAAGCCUUUAGCAUUGCCUCAGUGUGUGCUUUUUGCCCUGGGAUUCGGGUUUUCUGUCCCAGUGUUGUCUAUUGCCGGCAAUAGACACACCGUUUCUGCUGCUGGCCCAAGGAACUUCAUUUUCCUUUACAGAUUAAGCAUUAUAUGUGGUAGUCAGUGUACAGUAAGUCACUUCUUUUUUAUUAUUAAAAGCUGGUGUUAGACUUGCAUCAUAAAGACCUCUCUGGAAACUUUAUGCUCCUACUUUCUGUUCCUCAACAGAUAUUGCCCCUAAAUCUUAUCCUCUGCCCUUUCAAGUGUAGUGCUGAAUUUUUUCAGUUACUGGAUUUCUGUUUUAUUUCAGUUCUGUAGAACUUGACCAAUAUCUUUUUCUUUGAUUCUAGUGAUGAACUUAUAUUUGUGUAACGAUGAAACAGAGGAAGCAACCUAAGAAAAAACAAUGAUGCAGCAUUUGCUGCCACAGAACCAGUUGUGGUUUUAUCUUGAAACAGUGUUGUGCUAGAAGGACAGGGCUGGCUUAUAGUCAUACAAAGUAAAGGACUAAAACAGAGCCACGUUCACUUGUAAAACUACCUUUCUAGCUAUUUUAUUUGAAAAUGAGCUAAGUAAACUUUUUAACAGUCCAGAACAGACAGGCAGAAGGAUUCCUGCUAGUGUAUGGUAAGUGGUUCCUGCCAUCCAGUCUCAGAAGGGGUCGAUCGUGCAGCCAGGUAAAGCCACUGUGGUGUAGAAACUCUCCCAUGUACCUGUCUCUACCUCUGCACACACCAGCUCUUGCUUCCAUCUGUCAGUUCUUCUCACCAUUUAUACAAAUGAUUAGAAGUAGUAAAUGAGUAGCUAAUACAACAGCAUGCGGAAUGUGAAGUAACUGCUGUUAAUGGAAAACCCACAGUAAUUUUACAGUAAAGACUGAAAUGUUUUACUUAGCAAGUGUCCCACUGAUGGGUUUCAAAACCACUUUGUGCUAUCUGAUCCUUACUAAACUUGAGUGUCAACUCGAUACUGAGUGUCUCCCUUCUAACCUUACAUUCUCAUUAAACCAACUGGCAAUGGAGAGUAACCCAGGCAGCUAAUACAUACUAAUUCUUAGUAUCCAGAGUUCUGCUGCUUGGCUUUGUUGUUUCUAUUCAUGCUGGAGAUUGAAUCCAGGGCCUCAGGCAUGCUAGGUAGAACUCCUGCCCUGUUUAGUGUUUAGAUUCAGUCCCUCGGAGAACCGGAGGAUGGAAAGGGAAAACAAUAAGUCAUAUAGAUGGUCAACUAUCUUCAAUCCAAGGUAGAUUCAGAUUUACAAUAGAUCAACAGAAUAUCUUCUUUUAAUAACUUCAGUGGCCCUCCCACCCACCUUUUGAAAUACAAGUGUUGAACUUGUAUCAAAGGUUCCCAGUAUCAGACUCUCAGUCUACAGUAUAUGCAUUAUGGGAAGAUAAAGUCUAGUAUUCAAUGUGUUUAGUUUGCCAUUUUAGUAAAGUUUAAAAACCAGCCAGAUUUUUACAGUCCAAGAGCUUAGAACAGAAAUAGUUUAGGAAAAGGACUCAGACUGGUUUGUGCCUGGGUGACGAGAUGGUGUUUGUUGUAGAAUGUUACUGGAAAGUGCUGUGUUGUCAACAAUACACAUAAUACAUUGAGCUUAUUUCCUCCUUGACAUCUUUUCCAGUUUGUCAAGGUUGCAGAUUCAGAGGAUAGAAAGGAGUUUCAUUAAGAAUGAAUUCAUGUUUACUGGUAACUUAUUUUUUAAAAAGUGAUCUGCCAAAGAACUGAGAACUUCUGAUACUAAUGAAAUUGUUGUGGGGGAAAAGAUUUUUAAAAGAAUGUUACCUUUCAGUUUCUAGUUGAUAGGACCUAUCCUAUAUAAUAGACAUUUAAGCAAAUAUUGAGAAAAAUGUAGACACUUGUUUAAAUUGAGGGUUAAAGUGCUGGAGAAUGUGUUAGUAACUUUUAAGUGGGAUUGUUGGAGUUCCCUUUGUCAUAGGAAUGCCUGUUUACCCUCAUUUGUAGAGAGAGGUGUUAGGCACUUGCUAAUUGUUCUACCAGAAGACAAAGGCACCUAACAAAUGUUUAUAACACUCAGAUAAUGCUGUGACCCCACUGCCAGCUGCCACAGCAGAGGUCUCUAGUUCAGGAUAGUCUCAGCUUUAGAACAAGUGUUCAAAGACCAAGAGUUUUCUUAAGAAGAAAUGUGUAUAUAUACACACGUUCUGGAUAACUACAAGAAUGCUGAAUUCAUCAUGAACUGACAUAAAACUAUAAGGCAAAUAGUUGUGACAAAAUUAUGAAUAUGAUUCAAUUAUAGACAGUUUAGAGAAAAAAUAGUUUUUCUUGUUGGUUUGACAUUCUCAAAAUAUAUUUCUGGUUCUCCUAAGCAGAGAAUGCCAAAACCAUAUGUAUCCUGUAAUCUACAUGUCCUUGUCUGUUUUGAUAUGAUCCAUUAUUGAACUCAGAAUAAAAUUCAUUCCUGUUUGAUCCAUCAUUCCUAGGAUAACCUUGGAAGUGGCAAGCUAACUACUGGUUUAUUUCCUCACUGUUUGUACCCUGAUUCUGAGAGAAAACUGCUUUCAUCUGUUUUGUUUUGUUCUGGACAGGGUUUCUCUGUGUAGCCCUGGCUGUCCUGGAACUUGCUCUGUAGACCAGGCUGGCCUUGAACUCAGAGAUCCACUUGCCUCUACCUUCUGAGUGCUGGGAUUAAAGGCGUGUGCCACCACUGCCCAGCUUCAUCCAGUUUUUAAACAGAGUUAUUGUGUUAUACUUCCACUUAAUUUUCAAAAUACUUCAAUCUUACUUAAAUGAUUUAACAUUUUUUGAGUGCCAUGGAUUGCUAGGUAACCGGCUGCAUUAACACUGACUAUAAGUCAUUCCCAUGUAAACAGUCAUAAGCCAAAAUAAAAUAGACUUGGUAUAGAACCACUUUAGAUUGUACACUCACGUGUACAAGUGCAGAUCCCUCAGAAGUUGACUAGAACAAAGUUCCCUUAACAUUUCCACUCCCUUUGGUCAUUAUACUCCCUGCCCCUUUCACAUUUCUGCCACUUUGCUCUGGGAGAUGCUGUCCUGGCACACUCACUAGUCUCAGUUCAUGGAGCUGUUGCUUUUAUCUUAAUAAUGUUUCAGAUAUAUCUGUCCUAUACACAAUAUAUGUGAAAGAACAUAACAAAUUACCAGAUGAAUAGAGAUUUACUAAGCUCUAGACAUUCUGAAUGGGAAUAAAAAUUUAAGGAACUGUAUUUGUAAGUUUGUUUUCUUUUUUUCUUUUCUUUUUUUUCCCCAAACUGUUACAAGCUAGAAAAUGUGCAAAGGACUGAAUAAUCUUCCUUGUUCUUUUUGCCACUGGAUGAUAUAAGUUAAGAAUGAGCUUGUUUAACUAUAUAUUUUCUUGGCUUUCAUCAUUUUCAGAAGGAGUCUAACUUAAGUGUUUGGGGUUUGUUUGACCUGUAUUUAUUGCAUCCUGGUCCUAGGUCAGGAGCCUGCAUGUUAUGUUUAUGGAUAGCCAGAACACAGUCAUUGUGGAACUUAAUGGCUCAAGAUCUUCUAAAUCAUUUAACUUAUUUUGUACGUUGCGAAAAAAGAAAAAAAAAGUUUAUUUUGCUUGAGAGUCACAUUUUUUUAUAACUGUACAGCUUUUAAGGGAUGGGAGGUGGGAAAAUGCCCUAAAAUAGGAUGUAGAUUUUUACAGUUGUGUUUAUGCUAGAACAUCUACAGGAACAUUAUGUAAUUAAACCUCAAAUUGUUUAAAA